AUGAGAAAGGAGACCCUCAGGCCACGUGCGACUCUCUUAGCCCUGCAGGUUUCCAUAGACCACCUUCGAGCCCUGAACACCACCUCAGUGGAGCUGCAGGAGGGUCAGCGGGACCUAGAAGCACCUGUGCAGGCACACCGGGAACGCCUGCUCACCCUGCUUAAGGAGAGCUGGUGCCAAGGGAACUGCCAGGGGGCCCUAAGCCAAGCCAGUGCCCUGCAGCUGGGUGCUGACUUCAGCCAGGUGCCCCCUGUGGACGAUGUCCUGCAUCGGCUGAAGGGUGUCCCAGAGGCCAACUUUUCCAGCAUAGUUGAGAAGGAGAAUGCCACCUUCAAUAGUCUCCCACUCUUGGUUGCAGUGCAGACAGCCAAUGUGAUCACAGAUAUGAAAAAGGCACUGGCUGAGCCGCCUGAAGGUGUGAGGAUACUGGCCCAAGAGUUCCCAAGUUCAGAGGCAGCUUCCUUCUGGAGCCAGGCACUGGAGGAGCUGGAACAGUACAGCCGCCCCUACUUACAGGAGGUGCAAAGAUAUGAGACAUACAGGUGGAUUCUGGGAUGUGUGCUGUGCUCUGGCAUCCUGAUUGUGGUGAUCUGUAACCUGCUGGGCCUCAGCCUAGGCAUCUGGGGGUUGUCUGCCAGGGAGGACCCCAGCCACUCAGAAACCAAAGGCGAGGCUGGAGCCCGCUUCCUCAUGGCAGGUGUGGCCUUCAGCUUCCUCUUUGCAGCCCCCCUCAUCCUCCUCGUCUUCACCACUUUCCUGGUGGGUGGCAAUGUGCAGACAUUGGUGUGCCGGAGCUGGGAGAGUGGAGAGCUGUAUGAGUUUGCAGACACCCCGGGGAACUUACCCCCAUCCAUGAACCUGUCCUACCUUCUUGGCCUGAGAAUGAACAUUAGUGUCCUCCAGGCCUAUCGACAGUGUAAGGCAGGGGCAGCACUCUGGAAGGUUCUACAGCUCAAUGACUCCUAUGACCUAGAUACGCAUCUGGAUAUCAAACAGUAUGCCCACAAGUUCGAGCAGGAGUUGCAAAACUUCAAAGUGGAAGUGAAGGAUCUAGAGCUGUUGAGCCCAGCUGCUCACCGGGACCUGGAGGCUUUGCAAGGUAGCGGGCUGGAGAAAAUACACUAUGGAGACUUCCUUGUGCAGAUCCAGAAGCCUGUAGUGAAGACUGACAUGGAGCAGCUGGCCCAGGAGCUGGAAGAACUGGCCCAGGCUCAAAACAACUCUGUACUGAGGCAUCAACUACAGGAGGAGGCCAGACAGCUGCGAAGCCUCUACCAGGAGAAGGUUGUCCCCCAGCAGAGUCUUGUGGCCAAGCUCAGCCUCAGUGUCAGGGCCCUGGAGUCAUCUGCCCCAGAACUGCAGGUAGAUACCUCAGAUGUUCUUGGUAUUGUCAAUCGUCUAAAAGGAGAGCUGCCUUCCCAGACCAGCUACAUCAUAAGGAAUGUCUCUGAGUGCCUCCUGAUCAGGGAAAUGGGCUACUUCUCUCAGUAUGUGGCCUGGGUGAGAGAAGAGGUGACUCAACACAUUGCCACCUGCCAGCCCCUCUCUGGAGCCCUGGACAAUGGCCAUGUGAUCCUAUGUGACAUGAUGGCUGACCCCUGGAAUGCCUUCUGGUUCUGCUUGGGGUGGUGCACCUUCUUCCUCAUCCCCAGCAUCAUCUUCGCAGUCAAGACCUCCAAAUACUUCCGUCCCAUCAGGAAACGCCUCAGCUCUACCAGCUCUGAGGAGACACAGCUUUUCCACAUCCCCAGGGUCACCUCCCUGAAGCUAUAGGAGCCACCCACCGUUUCUAACAGGGCACAGUGAUACCUGGGGCUUCCUGUCCUCCUUCCUUGUCUCAGCCUGGACCAGAAGACUUGUGUGAUCCCUUUCCCAGAGCCCAGGCUGGCCUCCAGCGCGGGCUGUUUCCUCCCCUUCUCCAUCUUACAGGUCCCACCUUUACACUCUUUUCCCCAUGACCCAAAUCAUAUACAGCCUCUACUGAACUACAGAGCCAACAGGUUCUUCUGGGAGCUAGCCCUUGUCCUCCUUGCUAUGGUAUCUCAGCAACAGGAAGGGCCUCUUCUCCAACCAUGGGAGCUCCUUUUCCAGCCUUUAAGUGGCACACAGGCCCCUCCAUUUACUCUUUCUCCCCACUUCCUGUCCAAGUUCCUUUCCCCUUGUCUGAGUUUGAUCCUCCCACCUGCCCCAUUCCUGAUCCCUCACCUGCCCAUUGCUUACUCUCUCCAUGGAAGUCCGGCCCCCACCCCAACCCCAACGCCCAGCCCCCAUUAUCCUCUCUUUACCUGUCCUCAUUGCUACCUUUGCUGGCUCCCAGGCCCUGCUUCCUGUCCACCUAACCAAGCAGGCAGCAGAUGUCAUGGUUGAGGUCAUGACUCCUGAGCCUUCUGCAAGCUCUAGUCUGGAUCUCCUGUUCCCAGGGAGGUAAAACAGGCCUGUACGAGUACUGAGCUGUCCUGUCUGCACCCCAGGUUAGAAAUAGCCACGCUGAUCCCAUCUUCUCUCUGAGCACUGGCUUCUUAGAGAGGACCAGGGAUGUGGGCCACACUGGGGCUCCCCCAUUUGCCUCAUAGACAGUAGCAUGGGUGGUCCCCACUGUCUUUCCCAAGAAGGGAACAGGGUUUUGCACUCCUCUUUCCCUUCUACACAUAUGGCCUGGGAUCACCUCUCACUUGUCUCUGCAUGGUCCCUAUGUGCUGGACACUGGGUCCAGAAAGGACAAAGAAAAGAGAGACAAUAUGGAUGAAUCUCUGUUCCAUUAACAUGUCACUUCCUAAGCUUUGGUUCUGGGCCCCCGAGGCUGGGUUCCCUAAGGCUAAGGUUCAGUAUAUGGUUGUAUUUAGUGAACAUCUGUAGAAAGACUCCCAAGGCCUCUCUAUAGGUAUCAUGGCACUGUGCAGCAAUUCAGUGUGAGGAGCAGAGCCUGCCUAGCCAUGUGAUCCACAGCCUGGUUCUGAUGCUGCUAGCUGGGGCACCUCAAACAUGUCAUGUAGGUCCCCCAAGCCUCAAUUUCUUCUUUUGACAAAAUGGAGAGGAUCCUCAGAGCCUGUAUGUAGGGUUGUGAAAGUCAAACAUGAUGAAUGGAAACCCUUGACAGGGCUUGGUGCCUAGCAAGUGCUACUCAGGAAUUGAGAGCUGGGCUGAGGGCAGAGGCGGGGCCUAAAGGGGGGCACCCUCUAUGAUAGCGGUCUGCUGUGUUUCUUCUGGGCAUGCUGAUGUGGAAUUGCAUCUUAGGAGCCAGCAGCAACUUUGCUGACAGGACUUAGGAUGGUGGUGUCCAAUGUGCUAAGACUCCUGCAAACAUACUCUCAAACAAGAUUUUUUGUUUGGUUGGCUUUUUUGUAUUUUUUUUUUCUUUUUUGGCUUUUCCCAGAGGUUGGAAGUUUUUGUUUUAUUGUUUGUUUUUUGGUUGUUACUUGUUACUUGGAGGUGAAGAAGUGACACCCGUAUUUUUUUUAGAUCUAAUUGAUGGGUUUAAACAAAUGAAAUAAAAGCAAUUAAAAAUCA
Messenger RNA from Cricetulus griseus (Chinese hamster), 3507 nucleotides. NCBI's taxonomy places the organism in Eukaryota, Metazoa, Chordata, Mammalia, Rodentia, Cricetidae. The record is from RefSeq and is a predicted model, not a curated record.